CUGUUGGACCCAUGAACGCGCUGACGUGGACACUGCUGACUCACAAUGGGAACAGCCAGUGAUGAGAUGGUGCCGGUGGAGCAGGCUUCCUCAUCCCCCUCCCUAGACCCCCUGUGCUUUGAGUGUGGCCAGCAGCACUGGGCAAGAGAAAACCACUUAUACAACUACCAGGGUGAAGUGGACGACGACCUGGUCUGCCACAUUUGCCUUCAGCCCCUGCUGCAGCCACUCGACACACCCUGUGGACACACAUUCUGCCACAAGUGCCUCAGAAACUUCCUACAAGAGAAAGAUUUCUGUCCCCUGGACCGCAAGAGACUGCAUUUCAAGUUGUGUAAGAAAUCCAGUAUCCUGGUCCAUAAACUUCUAGACAAAUUACUGGUCCUAUGCCCGUUUUCUUCUGUGUGCCAAGAUGUGAUGCAGCGGUGUGACCUAGAGGCACAUCUUAGGAACAGGUGUCCUGGAGCCUCUCACCGGAGAGUUCAUCUAGAAAGAAGGAAAACUAGUCAAACUCAGACACAGAUUGAGGGUGAAACUGGAUCCACAGUAAUAGAUCCUCCUGGCACCUCCCCCCCAGAAACGGACUGCUUGGGCACUGUGCCUGUGGAGCGAAACUUGACACCUGCCCCUCUUCCUGUGUGGCCUGAGGAGCCUGGCCUGGACAACCCUGCCUUCGAGGAGAGUGCUGCGGCCGACUCUGUACAGCAACCACUUAGUUUACCAGAAGGGGAGAUCACCACCAUUGAGAUCCACCGCUCUAAUCCAUACAUCCAGUUAGGGAUCAGCAUCGUGGGCGGCAAUGAGACACCACUGAUCAACAUCGUCAUCCAGGAAGUCUACCGGGAUGGGGUCAUCGCCAGAGAUGGUAGACUCCUUGCCGGAGACCAGAUUCUUCAGGUCAACAACUAUGAUAUCAGCAACGUGUCCCAUAACUAUGCCCGGGCCGUGCUUUCCCAGCCUUGCAGCACCCUGCAUCUCACCGUGCUGCGGGAGAGGCGCUUCGGCAGCCGAGCAAACAGCCAUGCAGAUGGCAGCGCAUCUCGGGACGAGGUCUUUCAAGUGCUGCUUCACAAACGCGACUCUGCAGAGCAGUUAGGGAUUAAAUUAGUCCGAAGGACAGAUGAGCCUGGCGUUUUUAUUCUUGACCUUCUGGAAGGGGGGCUGGCAGCACAGGAUGGCAGACUCAACAGCAAUGACCGGGUACUGGCCAUCAACGGACAUGACCUGAAGCAUGGGACCCCAGAGCUCGCUGCCCAGAUCAUUCAGGCCAGCGGAGAGAGAGUGAAUUUGACAAUUGCCAGACCCGGGAAACCCCAGCCCAGCAAUGGCACCCGUGAAGUAGGAGCACACAGCAUCAGCCAGCAGCAUGCACAGCCACCCUCUCAUAGCCGACCAAGCUCACACAAGGAUCUCACUCAGUGUGUCACAUGCCAGGAGAAGCAUAUCACUGUAAAGAAGGAGCCACACGAGUCCCUUGGAAUGACGGUUGCUGGUGGCAGAGGGAGCAAGAGUGGUGAGCUGCCCAUCUUUGUGACCAGCGUGCCACCCCAUGGCUGCCUUGCACGAGACGGCAGAAUCAAAAGAGGUGAUGUGUUGCUGAAUAUCAACGGCAUUGACCUGACCAAUCUAAGUCACAGCGAGGCUGUGGCCAUGCUGAAAGCCAGUGCUGCCUCUGCAGCCGUGGUCCUCACAGCCCUGGAAGUCCAGAUUGUGGAGGAGGGAGCCCAGACCUCAGAGGAGCAGCCAGAUGCUUUCAGUGAGAACGAGUACGACGCCAGCUGGUCCCCGUCCUGGGUCAUGUGGCUCGGGUUGCCAAGUGCCCUUCACAGCUGUCAUGAUAUAGUCCUACGAAGAAGCUACUUGGGAAGCUGGGGCUUCAGUAUUGUGGGCGGAUAUGAAGAGAACCACACCAAUCAGCCGUUCUUCAUUAAAACCAUCGUCUUAGGAACCCCUGCUUACUACGAUGGGAGACUAAAAUGUGGAGACAUGAUUGUAGCCGUAAAUGGCCUGUCGACUGUGGGCAUGAGUCACUCUGCUCUGGUUCCCAUGUUGAAAGAACAAAGGAACAAGGUCACUCUGACAGUCAUUUGCUGGCCCGGCAGCCUCGUGUAGAGUCUUGACAUUGGUUUCCAGUCUCGCUUCUUCCUGCAGGCUCUUGAAGGAAUCCCCUCUGCUGUGGCAUUUCUACACAGCUACAUACACAGGGCCAAAGCACUAAAAAUCACCCCUGUCCCCUCUCCUCAGACAUGAGCUCCCACUAGCCCCAGGAGCUUAUGUCUGAGAUGUGGCCACCGUCUGCGGCAGUGCUCCGAGCCCGCCAAGACCGUCACCCAGCUGGAUGGAAGCAGCUCCCCAUGCUGCAGAAGCUUGGUCAUUAAAUGAUUUCCAUCUGCAAUUCCUGCAUCAGUGGCAACUAGCAGCAUCAUCUGCAGAGUCCCCUGCCCUGUGAACAGUGCGACAAGUGGCUGCGUUUUAGGUUUUGCUCAUUUUCCAUUGGUGCCAACAUUUCAAGACUUUUUAUACCAUUUAUAAAGUGACUUUUUGAGUUGUUUCUACGUUAACCUUCAGUGCUUAAAUGAAGACAUAAAUCUGACCCCACUAAUGAGAUUUCUUUUCAAAUAAUGUACUGUAGUUAGAACAAUAGAGAAUCAAAAAUAAUGCUAUUCAGGGACAGAGAGGCCUGGGAGGGGACUGUCCUGGGCUGGCAAAAUGGCCCAGGAGCACCAAGAUUCUUUUCCAAAGGAAUGCUUUGUUAAGUAGGAAAAGUUUGAAGAUGUUCUUGUAAAAGUUAUUUCUAGAGUUUAUAUUUAUCAGCAAUCUUGUCUGGAGAUGUUUUUGUGAUUUAUGAAAUUGAACUAGGUGAUUGAAAACCAUUAUUGUGUUAAACACACAACACACACACACACACAGCUAAGUUGAAGGGGAGCCUUUGAUUUUGUUCCUAUGUGUUUUAGAAGUCCUUAGUUUCCCCCAAGAGACCAAUAAGCUCUGUUUGUUUUGCUUUUUUAAUCUGAAAUAUAUUUUAGAUGAUAAUAUCUUCAGCUGUUGGUCACUAAACUUUCUUUUUUCUUUUUUUUUUUUUUAAACUAUUUGUCCUUUAUUCAGCAUAGUCAUCCCUUAGAAGGCAUUAAUGAGAGGGUAAACAAGAGGAAAAACGUCUUUACCAGGUUAAUAUUUAUACUUGAAAAGCUUCAUUUAGAAACCUAGUUUGAAAUCAGAGCUUAUAUACAAGUGACUUCUGAGAUAAAUGGCAUUGAUAAUCAGAAUAUGGGCUGCAACAUGGCGCUGGGGUGAGCUUUGUAUCUGUAUCACUGAUUAUUCCACAGAAAUUUAUAUAU
Molecule: messenger RNA, 3338 nt
Organism: Phodopus roborovskii (desert hamster)
Lineage: Eukaryota; Metazoa; Chordata; Mammalia; Rodentia; Cricetidae
Gene: Lnx2
Product: ligand of numb-protein X 2
Exons: 9
Coding region: 46-2112 (688 amino acids)
Molecular function (GO): ubiquitin-protein transferase activity; protein binding
Source: RefSeq, a predicted model, not a curated record